This is a messenger RNA of Echinostoma caproni, 897 nucleotides long. The record is from the annotation of a GenBank genome assembly. Lineage: Eukaryota; Metazoa; Platyhelminthes; Trematoda; Plagiorchiida; Echinostomatidae.
GAUCGAUUUACGGAAUACGUGAAGGAAGUCGACGACAUUUUCCGCCUGGUACACACCACAAGUUUCAACGUGUCGUUACAAGCCCUGACGGUACUCUUCCAAUUAUGUUCACAUCGUCCGGAAAUUCGUGAUCGGUACUAUCAAACGUCUCGCGGUCCUACUGUGUUGCAUCUAAUUUAUCGCAGUAUGCUCAGUGAUCCCGAUGCCGACCGGCGUGCUGCCUUCGCUCAACGUUUGCUGCAAUUGUGUUUGGCACAUCCGCAACCGGGUUUCGUUGUUGGGUCACUGAUACUACUUAGCAAGGUUCAAGUUGCCAAACAGAAUCUGAUUAUCGGCUCACAGAUACCAGUCUCAACCAACGACUCGCAGAUUGUUUCGUCCGCUGGCCACUCAAACUUGACUGAGAUGGUGUCUGCUGGGGACUAUGAGGAGGAAGAGGAGGAACACUUCUCCGACGCUCCAGAUUCCGAGGUCGAACUGGAUGCACUGUCAACCCACAUUCCGACAUCGAAAACUGCCGCAACAUGGGAACAUCGGCGGCUCAUGGAAUCUGGAAAGUCCGGUGGCAAGCAAACCAAGAUAUCAGCGUCCCAAAAGAGGAUGAAAUUUGGUGGUUACGAUCCGGAAGCUCGAGAACCAUUGUUUGCUCGUGCUGGGGGUUAUCCAACCUGGCCACUUGUGCUGCUUUGCAAUCAUGCACAUCCAUCUGUCAGUUUAUUGGCAAAAACUCUACUCGCCGGGGACGUGGUGUCCUACACAGGAAAUCCAUUUGACGAUUUCUCGAUGCUUCACUUUCUGGACCGAUUUGCUUACAAAAAGCCAAAAUCAAGCAAAUCUAAAGCGACUCCGAAUGCCAAUCAGAAACAUAGUACGUUCUCUCAUUUUACUGCAUCUUAG